AUGAUUACUUUCUUUCUCCCCGUCCUUGUAGGACUCCCCUCUGUCCUCGCCACAUCUGGAGGACAUUGUCCACCAACAGGUCCAGUCCUCCCACAGCCGGCAAUCCCCUCGAACAUUGACCUUUUCAAACUAAACUCUCAAUUCGAAAGAAUUGUGCACAAUGCAUCCGAGUCGUUCAACACUACUGAAAACUCCUUCUCUGUGUUGCUCACAACCAAGAAUGGCACCCUGUACCAGUACCACCAUUCUGCUCCAGUGCGGGACCCAGCUGGUGUUAAGAAAGUAGAUGGGGACAGCGUGUAUCGAGUGUGCAGUGUGACUAAAGUCUUUAAUGUCUUGACGCUGCUUUUGAAUGCGGGUAAGCUGUUGGAUACGCCUGUUACGGCGUAUGUGCCCGAGUUGGAGGGCAAUAGGGUGUAUGAGGACGUGACGCUGCGGAUGUUGACUAGUCAAAUAUCUGGGGUUCCGAGAAGAGGAUAUGCGUUCGACAGAGCUACCACCAACCCAAAGACCUGGGAGGACGGUGGCUUUCCAGUCCCGGAUAAGAAGGACUUGCCGCCUUGUGAUAUCAUCGGCGGAGAUGUCUGCAGUCGUGCUCAAUUCUUUGAGAAUCUCAAAAGAAAUCAGUUGAUGUGGCUUCCCGGUGAUAAAGUUGCCUAUUCCGACCAGGCGUACAUCCUCCUCGGAAUGGUUAUGCAGAAUAUCACAGGAAAGCCAUUCUCUCAGCUUCUCCAUGACAGUAUUACGAAGCCACUCGACAUGCCAAUCACGGGAUUCACUCAACCCAAUCACUCGAAGGCUGUGAUUUCCCUCGGAGCAGGACGAGUCCUCUGGGACCAAAGCAUCGGAAACUUUAAUGCAACUGCCGGCUUAUUCUCUACUCCAAACGAGCUUGGGACAUUUGUCCGUGCCAUUAUGAACCACAAGCUCUUGUCUGCCGCAAAAACAAGACAGUGGAUGCACUCUGCUGAAUUUGCCGGCUCAUUUUCCAUGUUUGUAGGCGCACCGUGGGAAAUCAUGCGCAUUUCUAACCUCACGCCGGAUAAUCGCCCCAUCGACAUCUACACCAAGUCAGGUAGCAUGCCUGGAUGGGGUGCCUACAUCUUCAUUCUCCCCGAUUACGAUGUUGGCGGUGUGAUUGCCGUUUCUGGCGAUGCCGCGGACCCAGCUAGUCUGAAGUUGUUGGAUAUGAUUACCACUACUGUCGUUCCUAUCGUGGAUGGUCUUGCUAGACAGCAGGCAAGGAAGACAUACGGAGGUCAAUACGUCGCAAAGUGCGGUGACAACGCAUGCAAGAAUGAGAAAGCCGCUAGUCUGGAGCUGGUUGUUGACAAUGGUCCAGGGUUGAAGAUAAAGUCGUGGGUGAACAAUGGCAAGUCAAUUGUCAAGACACUCGCCAGUUCCAAGGGUGUGAAGCCGGAAGAAGUUGAUCUUCGAUUGUACCCGGUUGGUGAAGAUGACAGGUGGAGGUUGGGCAUUGAGACGUUGCUGCGCAAGCCUGAUGUUGCGAGGAAGCCGAGCGACGUGUGUAUGAAUUGGUUCCAGGUUGAUUCGAUGCGCUGGGCGACGCUGCCGAUUGAUGAGUUUGACUUUGAGAUUAAGGGUGGGCGGGUUGCUGCGUGCUCGUCGCCUAGCGGCUCGUGCUCACAUUGCAGCCUCGCUUUCGGUUGGAAGCUCCUUGGAACUGCCGUUUUCUCUCUUGUCAUCCGAAUCACUUCCUCGCCAUCCACCAUCCAAAACCGACUCGUAGAGGUGGCUUUAGCAGCUGGAACGAAGGGCUUGACCUGCUUCGCUGCUAGAGUGUGCGAUUCUCACGACCACGACGCUCGCGACACGCCGACCUUGGUUCUUACUCGCCGAACCCGCAAGGAGUGCUUCGGGAUCAGCGAUAACGAUCGCAAAGGGGACAUCGUUGUCGAGGUCUAUCUUGCGGGAGCUGCGGUGCUCAAUUCUGGGCGGUUGGAAUCUAGGAGAAGCUCGUUGACCCUCGGGUCUUUGGUCUACAUUGCCUGUACCUUGCCGAAGAAGGACCUGUUCGUCCGCAGCUGGCUUAUUGGGAAGAUUGAAAGCACCGAGACUAUAAGGCAGGAGCUUGUCUUCUGA
Messenger RNA from Pochonia chlamydosporia 170, 2103 nucleotides. Its product is annotated as beta-lactamase. Bases 1 to 2103 code for a protein of 700 amino acids. The transcript is spliced from 5 exons. The record is from RefSeq and is a predicted model, not a curated record. NCBI's taxonomy places the organism in Eukaryota, Fungi, Ascomycota, Sordariomycetes, Hypocreales, Clavicipitaceae.